AAGGACUGCUGGAAGCGCAGCCGUUGCAUGAGGCAGAUGAAGACACUGUUACUGAUAUUGACUUCACCACCAUGAUUUCUGAAGAAGAGAAAGAAGAGUUAAAGAUUGAGCUAGUCAAGUGUAUAAUGUCCACAUCCAUAGCAUUAUGCAAAGAGUCAGUGCUUUAUAUGAGGAUUUGAAGAUUUAGUUAUCUAACUGAACAGAUGGAAAGUAAUUUUAAUCAAAAGACUUUGAAUAGUCACAUCCAGCUAGAGGAUGAAAUUUCAACCUUACGACAAGUGUUAGCAGCCAAAGAGAAGCACCUGGUGGAAAUCAAGCAAAAGCUUGGUGUCAGCUUGAUGAAUGAGCUGAAACAGAACUUCAGCAAAAGCUGGCAUGAUGUACAGACCACUUCUGCGUAUAAGAAGACACAUGAGACUUUGAGCCAUGCAGGACAAAAGGCAACAGCUGCUAUCAGCAAUGUAGGAACAGUCAUCAGCAAGAAAUUUGGAGAUAUGAGUUACUCUAUUCGCCAUUCUAUAAGCAUGCCUGCUAUGAGGAAUUCUCCAACUUUCAAAUCUUUUGAGGAAAAGGUUGAGACCACUGUUACAAGCCUUAAGACUAAGGUUGGUGGAACAAACCCAAACGGGGGAAGUUUUGAAGAAGUUCUCAGUUCUACAGCCCACGCCAGUGCUCAGAGCUCUAUUUCAGAUACACGACUUCCUGAGAACGAAGAGGAGCUGCAGUGUUAGGCUGUUGCCUCUCCUGCUUACCUUCAUCCUCUGCACUGAGACUUGCCCAUCAACCAUUUUAUAUACUGCCUUCCCAUACUAAGCUUGAUACAAGUCUCCAUAAUACCUUGCAAAAGGCCUUGCUGAUGUUGUAGUGUAGGAAUUCUUCUGUACAUAUUUGUACUUUUAAUAGGCUAUUUCCUCAUUAAGCAGUUUGUAUUCUAUAGAAAUUGCACACAAAUUACUAGUUUUUAAUGGUCCAUUUUCUAUAAUGCGAGUGACCAAACAGCUCUUGCUUUCUGGAACUCCCCCCUCCAAAAUCUCCUGAAACCUCUGGAAUUUUAUAUGGAGGAUUCUGUUGGAUAUGUAACCCCAUUUUCAGUGCCACAUCAGACAGAUGGAUCCAGAGCUGUGCAGGGGUUUCUGCAGACAGUAAUCGGCUUUAUGCAAGCUGUCCACCAAAUGAGGCCAGGUGCCCUUUGCUGAGGAAUAUGUGUGCACGGUCCAAGCUACUGCAGGAGUUAAAUAGAAUAAUUUAUUUUUACAGAAAAAAGUCUCUUCCUUAUUCACUGCCUUAAUCUGGUGUUGAACUUCACUUCAUCAUGAGAGGUGAGGGGCAGUGAAAUGCACAGUUAUUUAGAUGAAGACUAAGUUGAUACAGCUGUUCUACCAUAGCAAGAAGAGUUGCCAUCUAAAAGCAUGCUCUAUUACUUUUUGUGUGGUUGGUAAGACUUGAUGGUGAAACUUCUCUUUCAUUCGGAAAUAAGGGAAAGCUUAUUUUUGACUGAACUGAACAAGCUGCACCAGAAUUAGAGCCUUAAGAGAGACUACGCAUGCAGUAACUAACUCAGUAUGUGCCAUAGGUUAGAUAGAGGGCCUAUGUCUUCAGCCUACAAAGCUGGUAACUAGUAUGAAAUCUGAAUUUUGCAGUACACAGAUGAGUAUGUGAGUUGAAGUGAAACAAUGACCCAUAUUCUUUCCUGCAUUAGUGAAUCUCAGGACAGAUUUUAAGCAAUUAGAAACAACAUUGAGCCAAUCACCAGAGAUGCCACAAUUCCUUAUAUCCUUUUUAUUGUACUAUAAUGUUUAGGGGAGAAGCUCUGCAUUCAUUGUAAUGAUCUGUCAGCUCUCCAAUUUAGGCAAAAGAAGUUCCACUAUUCAAUCUGCAGUAUCACUGCACCUUGUAUUACCCAGUUUACCAAAUUGAGAUGAACACAGGCUCAUCAAGAAAGAAACUG
Messenger RNA from Alligator sinensis (Chinese alligator), 1948 nucleotides. RefSeq names its product tumor protein D52 like 1 (gene TPD52L1). The transcript is spliced from 7 exons. The record is from RefSeq and is a predicted model, not a curated record. Lineage: Eukaryota; Metazoa; Chordata; Crocodylia; Alligatoridae. Gene Ontology annotation, cellular component: cytoplasm. Gene Ontology annotation, biological process: positive regulation of MAP kinase activity; positive regulation of apoptotic signaling pathway. The coding region runs from base 204 to 731 and encodes 175 amino acids.